Cinclus cinclus is the source of this 1909-nucleotide messenger RNA. It is a transcript of the gene UTP6, whose product is annotated as UTP6 small subunit processome component. NCBI's taxonomy places the organism in Eukaryota, Metazoa, Chordata, Aves, Passeriformes, Cinclidae. The record is from RefSeq and is a predicted model, not a curated record. Gene Ontology annotation, biological process: maturation of SSU-rRNA from tricistronic rRNA transcript (SSU-rRNA, 5.8S rRNA, LSU-rRNA). The transcript has 19 exons. Gene Ontology annotation, cellular component: small-subunit processome; Pwp2p-containing subcomplex of 90S preribosome. Gene Ontology annotation, molecular function: snoRNA binding; protein binding. Bases 43 to 1842 code for a protein of 599 amino acids.
GGCUGUGCUGGGCCGUGCCGGGCGCCCCGGAGCUCCUCGGCCAUGGCAGAGCGCGUCGAGCAGCGGCUGGAGGAUCGCAUCCCGGAGCUCGAGCAGCUGGAACGGGUCGGGCUCUUCACGCGCAAAGAGAUCCGGGCUGUCAUGAGGAAAGCCUCGGCUCUGGAGUACAAAAUACAGCGGAGAGCGCUGCGGAAGGAGGAUUUCAUUAAUUACAUCCAGUAUGAAGUUAAUCUGCUGGAACUGAUCAAGAAAAGAAGAGCACGCAUUGGAUAUUCGUUUAAGAAGGAUGAAAUUGAGCACUCUAUCCUGCAUAGAGUCCACAGCCUGUUCAACCGAGCCACGGGGAAAUGGAAAGAUGAUGUCCAGCUCUGGCUUUCCCAUGUUGCGUUUUGCAAGCAGUGGAACUCAAAACAUCAACUCAGUAAGGUGUUUUCUACCAUGUUGGCCAUUCAUUCCAAUAAACCAGCACUGUGGAUUAUGGCAGCAAAGUGGGAAAUGGAGACACGACUGUCAUCAGAAAGUGCCAGGCACUUGUUCCUUCGUGCUUUGCGCUUCCAUCCAGAAUGCCCCAAACUUUAUCAAGAAUAUUUCAGAAUGGAGCUUAUGCAUGCUGAAAAACAGAGGAAGGAGAAGAAGGAAUUUGAACAAGCAAAGAUGGACCUGGGGGAAUUCAGUUACUCUGAAGAAAUUCUCAAUGGGGAAAUGGCUCGCAUAGUCUACAGGGAUGCUUCUCAGAAAAUUAAAGGUGUUGAGUUCCAGCUGGCUGUGCUCUCUAUUGCAAAGCUCUUUGAUUUUACCCAAGAUUUGCAAAAAGAAAUCCUUGAAAGUUUGCAGGCCAAAUAUGCUGAUGAUCCCCUGACAUGGGACUACAUGGCCCGCCGGGAGCUGGAGCUGGGGUCCCUGGCACCCACAGAACAAACCACAAAACAGAAGAAAGUCUCAGAAAUGGCCCAGAGAGAGGAACGGUGCUGUGCAGUCUUUGAUGAAGCUGUGAGAGCAGUCCCAACAGAGGACAUGUGGAAAUGCUACGUCACUUUUUGCUUAGAGAGGUACAACAGAAAAACCAAUAGUGCAGAAUUAAAGCAAAAGAGGCUGGACAGAACACUGAGUGUAUUCAGCAAAGCCCAUGAGUCCAGUUUGCUUUCAGAAGCUCUCUACAAGCAGUGGCUUCAGCUCUUACUGGACUCCAACCUCUCUGAGAAGGCUGUGGAGGUGGCAGAAGCUGCAACCAGGCACUUCAGCCAGUCCGUGGAAAUAUGGCAGAUGAGGCUGCAGGUUCUGAUCCAGCUGAAGAGGGAUGAUGUGACCCAGUGUUUUGAAGAAGCCAUUAAACAUGUAAAAUCUAAGGUCUGUGGCACUUUGCCAUUGUGGACCCUCUGGGUGGAAUGGAGUGAGGGCACAAACAGCAAGGAAGAAACAGAAGCUCUCUAUCAGAGAUCCUUACAUGCCACAACGCCUGCUGAAUCUGUGACUAUGAAAGAAAUGUAUCUUGACUGGACUUACAGAAAUUGUGGUUAUAAGACAGUUAAAAGACUCUUUACCAGCCUGUGUGAAAAUCGUCCAUUUUCACUUGACUUCUUCAGGAAGAUGAUCCAAAUAGAAAAGGAGCAAGAAUCCUGCAAAAUGCUUCAUCUGAGAGAAUACUAUGAACGUGCCUUGAGGGAGUUUGGUUCAACAAAUACUGAUCUCUGGCUGGAUUAUAUCAAGGAGGAGCUAAGUCAUCCCCAAGGCAAACCAGAAAACUGUGGGAGCAUUCACUGGCGAGCUAUGAAGAUGCUGCAGGGAGACCUGGUGGAAGAUUUUGUUUCUAAAUACACUUUAUUGCAAACUGGACAUUUAUGAAAAAACUAUACAUAGUUAUAACAUGACUAUGCAUUUUUAAACUUCUUUGUACAAAGGUAAAUAUAUG